Molecule: messenger RNA, 1563 nt
Organism: Penicillium olsonii
Lineage: Eukaryota; Fungi; Ascomycota; Eurotiomycetes; Eurotiales; Aspergillaceae
Source: the annotation of a GenBank genome assembly
AUGUAUUGCCAGAAGUGCCGCACACCUCUCAAGGUAGACGGCUCAAUAGAGUCGCUGAAUCCAGCAGCGUUCGAUCUACUGUCCAACUCUACAGGGAAGACGCUAUCCGACGGAGCUACCUCGUCGCCAUCGUCGCAUCCCGGACACCGCGACCACUAUGACCGAUCCUCCAAACAUGCCACUCCACCGGUGUAUCGACGGUCGAUCCCCGCCCCUCGAGGCGCGCAACCAAACUCGAUGGGCCGAGCCGAUAGCGGCAACAUGUCAUUUGUGAUGUUGACCGAAUCCCAAGUUGCGCCACCAAUCAACGAUCACCCCUCCACAGCCCGGAGCAAGCAGAAUCGCACCCAGAUCCCAGCGCGGACUCAGGAAGACGGGUCAUUCGUGGAUCAGGUGGAGAAGACGACCCGACUGUUCGAGAUUGUCUCAGCGCGAUCUGAUAUCGACCAUCCGAUUUGCGUUGAGUGUACGGAGCUACUGGUGGAAGGGUUGCAAAAGCGUCUAGCGGGGUCUACGAAAGAGCGAGAUGCCUACAUCUCGUUUCUUCGGGGUCUGAAUGGGUCGGCCCCGACCGCAGAGGAGCUGCAGGCGGCAGAGAAGUCGCUAACGGAAAGUCUCGAGGCAGAGCGGGUCGCUCUGGCGGAGCUGCAGGCAUUAGAAGACGAAAAGGCCGCUCUAGAUGGGGAAAUUGCAGCCUUGGAGAUUGAAUCGCUCCAGCUCGAUGCCGACGAGGAGAGCUUCUGGCGGGCGCGCAACGCCUUUUCCCUGACGCUCAAUGAGUUUCAGAACGAACGCGACGCGCUCAAUAUGCGAUACGAUCAUGACUCACAGCAGCUCGAACGGCUCCAGCGAACCAAUGUCUACAAUGACGCGUUUUGCAUUGGUCAUGACGGGUACUUUGGCACUAUCAAUGGGCUACGGCUAGGCCGACUUGCCAACCCCUCCGUCGACUGGCCCGAGAUCAAUGCGGCGUGGGGACAGACCGCUCUGCUGCUGGCCACGAUGGCUGAAAAACUCGGGUUCCAGUUCCAGGGGUAUCGUCUCAGGCCCAUGGGGUCCAACUCACGGAUCGACAAGAUUGAGUAUCCCGUGCAGCCAUCCGGCCAGCCCAUCGAAGGAGCGGCGCCCAAAGCAACCCAACUAGACCUAUUCUCAUCGGGCGAUCUGCCGCUCAACAUUCCAUGGCUCCACCGUCGCUUUGACGCAGGCAUGGUGGCGUUUCUUGACUGCCUGCGGCAACUGGGAAAGUUCGUCGAGAACACCCCUGCGCCCGUUGCAUCGCCACGUCGGGGCCAUGCGGGCGCCACAGCUCCGGGCCUGAAAUUACCCUACGAGAUCAAGCGAGACCGGAUUGGCGACGCGAGCAUUAAACUGGGCUUCAACCAGAAUGACGAAACGUGGACUCGGGCCUGCAAGUACACGCUGACCUGCUGCAAGUUCCUCCUUGCGCACGCUAGCAAUCUGGCUAGUACAGGGUCUAGCAACUCAGCUGCUGUCGCGGCUGCGGCCGUUGCAGCCGCCGAACAAGCCCGACAGACGACCCAUGGCUCUAAGAAUCCGUGA